Molecule: messenger RNA, 2331 nt
Organism: Gigantopelta aegis
Lineage: Eukaryota; Metazoa; Mollusca; Gastropoda; Neomphalida; Peltospiridae
Product: solute carrier family 43 member 3-like
Exons: 11
Coding region: 134-2215 (693 amino acids)
Biological process (GO): transmembrane transport
Molecular function (GO): transmembrane transporter activity
Source: RefSeq, a predicted model, not a curated record
GCGGGUCCACACUACCGUCCAAUCACCAAGACCUUAGCAGACUCCGAUUACCGGCAGUUCCUCCAGCAUCUCGAGACCACCGACUACAUCGGAUCCCCCUAGACACCAACCUUUCCUAGGACAGUAGCACAUCAUGGGGAUUAACCUGACGGCGAACCCUCGCCUGCGGAUGCUGUACGUGGUAUGGGGGUUCAUUGAAAUUCUGCUCUUUGGCGGUCUCAUCUUCGGCUGGGGCUCCCUCGUCUACGUCCUCAAAGACGAGGGCAUCUACGCCGACCUCUGCGACUGCACCGACAACUGCACAUACGGCAACACCAACACCACGACCACGACGACGACUCCUGCUACUGCGACGAACCUGACCCCUACGACCAGCGGUGACGUCAAAGGGAAAGGAUGUAAAGAGCAGGACUCGAUGCUGUCGCUGGUGUUCACGGUGUCGUCGUUGUUCUUCUGUGUGGGAAGCGCCGUCAUGGGACACAUCAACUACAAGUUUGGAACGAGAAUCACUCGCAUUUGUGCUUCGUUGGCACUUGUUGCUGGUUGCUUGAUGGUAGCUUUCGUCAGUGUCGAUCUGCCAUGGUUAAUAUUCCCAGGAUUUUCACUGGUUGGAGCAGCAGGUACUCCCUGGCUAUUCACAAAUACACAGAUUUCCAUCCUGUUCACGACUGGUAGUUCUACGGUGGUUGGAUUGUUAUGUGGCGCCCUCGACUGUUCAGCGGCCGUUCAACUUAUUGUUAAGCUUGCCUAUGAAAAUGGUUUCUCUAGGCGGAACUCCUACUUGGUGCUGGUUGGUCUGCACAGUAUGGUUCUAGUGAGCACUUUCCUCUUCCUGCCAAAGGAUUUCAUCUUCAAGAAUGAGGUUCAGAAGGACGCAGAGGUCGAACACAAUGUUAACCAAGACGGCCAGAACGGAACAGUCGAAGUGUUCGAUAUGGAGAAGAAGAAAACAGAUCCUGAAGUAGGAGAGGAUAGAGAAGAAAUUGUCAUUAGUAAAGAAGCAGAGAAUACAAGCAAUGAGAAAGAUAUUGGCAAACGUACACUAAAGAGUUGUAUGUUGUCCCGUGCUUAUCUGCUACACGUCUUCUGGCUGUGCAUUCUACAGCUGCGCUUCUACUACUACUUCAGCUCUCUCAAUCCGUGGAUUAACAACAUCCUCGAUGGAGACAAGAACCAAGUGAGUUUCUAUACCAACAUCUCACUUUACUUCAUGCUGGGCGGUAUCAUAACAUCACCACUUGUUGGCAUCGUAUACGACUGGCAGAAACGAAUAUUCACAAACAAACGAUCCGAGAAAUGUCGGCAGCUGAUGCCUUCUGUCUUGCCUCUGACGUUAGCCGUUGUUCUAGCCAUUGUUCUCUCUGUCCUCGCCCUCAUCCCGGUGGAGGAAAUCCUUUAUUUGACCUUCAUCACACUGACGAUAUUCCGAUCAUUCCUCUAUGCAAUGGCGGCUGCCUUUAUCAGCGAAAUAUUCCCUAACGAAUAUUUUGGCUUGAUGUAUGGAGUCCUAAUGGUUGCUGGCGGUAUCUUUGGUUUCCUCCAGUUUGCCCUCUUUCAGUGGGCAAAGGCAACAGACUUUGAUCAGGUGAGCAUAUUUCUUCUUGUGUUGGUAUGCACGUCGUUUGUCCACCCGGCUUACCAGUGGUACACCAGCCGUCGAAUGGAAUCAUCCACACUGAAACAGGAGGAUCAGGAACAGGAGAAGCAAGUGGACACUGAGGGGCUGGCUAACGGGGACAAAGCUGGGGUGCUCAUGGAUGCGAUAACAGCACCCGAGGGUACUAAUUCUGAUCCCGAGGAUGCUAAAACCAAGUCCGAGGAUACUAAAACCGAGCUCGAGGAUGCUAAAACUGAGCCCGAGGAUACUAAAACCGAACCUGAGGAUACUAAAACCGAGCCCGAGGAUACUCAAACCGAACCUGAGGAUACUAAAACCGAGCCCGAGAACACUAAAACUGAGCCCGACGAUACUAAAACCGAACCUGAGGAUACUAAAACUGAGCCCGACGAUACUAAAACCGAACCUGAGGAUACUAAAACUGAGCCCGACGAUACUAAAACUGAGCCCGACGAUACUAAAACCGAACCUGAGGAUACUGAAACUGAGCCCGAGGAUUCCAAAACCGAACCUGGGGAUACUAAAACCGAGCCCGAGGAUACUACAACUGAGCCCGAGGAUACUGAAACCGAUGGCAUGAUUUGUGUUAAGUUAUAGAAUCUUGUAGGUCCCACAGAGAUCUAACCCCACGUGAAAAUAACGCUGGCAAUUUUUGGCUCAGAAGAAUCGCUACCCAGACUAGAGUUUGGUUCCCAUAAAAUUACUUCCACGCC